UUGUACAUCUUAGCUCCCGACCUCCACCUAGCUCAUGGGACCUAGGAGGUAGUCCUGGAAGGCUACGACGGGAUGCAAUGAGUUCGCACGACAUACCCCUUUUCGGAAAUUCUUCCGUGUGAUAAUGAUAUCACUAUCUAUAACAUAUACAUCUAGAUAGUCAUUGAUUUGCUCCUCCCAAUCACUGAGAAUUCAGCAGGCAAAAUGCCUUUGACGUUUUGCCCAAACUGUAGCAAUGCUCUUACCAUCUCCCGGGCGGAUCCCACCCCUCGCUACCCGCUAGGUGUCAACCGAUUUGAAUGCCGAACCUGCCCCUACCAGUAUGUCCUCGACCGAACGUACUACGAGCGGACAGAGAUGAAGCGGAAGGAAGUUGCAGAUGUGCUAGGAGGGAAAGACGAGUGGAAGAAUGCUGAUAGCCAAGGGACGCAAUGCCCCGCCGAAGGCUGUGAUGGCGACCGUGCAUAUUUUUACCAGUUGCAGAUUCGAAGCGCGGACGAGCCAAUGACUACAUUCUUCAAGUGCACGACCUGCGGGGCCCGAUGGAGAGAAAACUAGGCCAGGACAGCUCAUCAACCCCUCUGCCUCUAUUUAUGAGUCAUCCCGAUUCCUUGUAUUAGUGUGAUGGUUUCGCCUGGUUUUGUCGCUGUUGCGACUCCAAGGCAGCUGUGUCCGCUCGUUUGAAUCAAAGUGUACUCUUAUUUAGGAAGAGGGAGUUUUUCGGAGAGGUGGUUUGAAUAUCUGCAAAGCGACAGAUUGGAGAAAUUCAUCUAGCAGGACGAGGCAUCUAAGCUGGUUUACCUUACAUUUACUUCCUUUUCCUUUCAUUCAUUUUGUUUUUAGCUUUGUUUGCAUGUGCUGCUGCUACAUAGAUACCCACUACAUCAAGAAUUCAAGAUAUGCAAGAUUUGUCCCGCAUAAAAAAACUUUAGUACUGUAGCUUGGAAUAUUGAACAGAGUACAUGACGAAGAGGCCAGGAAGCCUGUUUACUGAUCACCUACGGGAUUUCAACUCUCUGAUGGUGGGUUUGGAAAAUUGCUCUACAAUUCUUCUGAACGCCUCCGUCUCCUGUAGGAGUGAAAGUAAUUUUUUUUCUUCGUAUUGGUUUGAUAGAGAGGCCAACCAAUAAAGCCCACUUUUUAAUCAGACCAAGUGUCCGCUCUCCAAGACCAACGCCCACACCUUAUCGUGAAGGGACUCUACGAAAAGGCGGUAAUUAACCCAGCAAGGGGGGUCUUCUUGCGAUGGUAGUAGUACGUAGCAGCGAACAAAAAUUUUCUCUUUUUUUUUUUUUUUUUUUCCUU
This is a messenger RNA of Blastomyces dermatitidis ER-3, 1305 nucleotides long. Its product is annotated as DNA-directed RNA polymerase III subunit RPC10. Gene Ontology annotation, molecular function: nucleic acid binding; zinc ion binding; DNA-directed RNA polymerase activity. Gene Ontology annotation, biological process: termination of RNA polymerase III transcription; DNA-templated transcription. Bases 205 to 558 code for a protein of 117 amino acids. NCBI's taxonomy places the organism in Eukaryota, Fungi, Ascomycota, Eurotiomycetes, Onygenales, Ajellomycetaceae. Gene Ontology annotation, cellular component: RNA polymerase III complex. The transcript is spliced from 4 exons. The record is from RefSeq and is a predicted model, not a curated record.